AUUUCCUUCCCACUCUGGUCCUCGCGAGUCUCGGUCUGGCUCUCGACACGCUUUGUCAGUCUUUGUCUCUCUCUAAGCUCCUCCUCCACCCGCCAUCCAUAUUUCGUACACUCGCAUCUACCACCACACUUUUUGUCCUCUUCUUCAGCCAAUCUUCAGAGUCCUUUAGCACGCCCAAACGCUAGCCGCUCGCUGCUUUGCACUCUACCAACUCUCGUCACCAAAGCCUCUUGUCACUAUUUGAGGCCUCCUUCCUCGCCCAUCACCUUUGGACGACCCGCCUUUGGUCCUUUGCCGCGACACCUGCGCUACUCUACACCCGAGUCUACUCUCGUUACUUGAGUUCGGGAGGCCAUUCGUUUAGCAGUUUGAUAUUUUCUUCGACAGUGGUGUUCAGUCACUACAACUCACCGUGUCAUAGCCACUGUCGUGGACUUUGCCCGGGCCUGGCAACGCCUACAAUCGCCUCCCAUCGACUCCGCAGAUCCUUGUCCGAGCGCACGUCGACCAUUUCGCCACUCCUCUAAGACUUGAGAAUACUCCCACCCCACAGAAUUUGCCAUGUCGACCGUCGUAGCAUCUGCUACGGUCGUCUCCAUGCCUCCUCUCGACCAUAAUCCAAGCCCAAGGAGCUACCCCCCACUGGCUCCUUCAACGUCUGUACAAGCGAAAGAGAGAUCCGCCGAACUACAGACUGCCGCUGAGGCUGGUAUGAGCUACAACAUGAAUGAGAGAACGCCCUCUGAUGGCAAGCGAUCUCCCAGGUCAAUUAGAAGCGCUGGAAAUCCUAAAAUCUUUGUGAAAAAGGAACCUCCAACAUCUCCUUCCCUGCAAGCCAGCACCCGUCACCGGCCCAAGAAACUCGAUCUGAAUACAAACACAAAUGUUGUCACAACGACCCUGAACUCAAAACCCUCCGCUACUCCGAUGACUGCAAGGGAUGGGCUGAUUCUACAAGAUGUUGGCCUUGCCUGCUUAUCACCAGGGUUCCAAACCCAAGACCCUGCGAUGCGUGAACAAUUGGAGCGAAGUAUCAGUGUUCGAGAUCAACAGCGAUCAAUCAUACAGGCUCGACUACUCAAGUCUGCGAGAGGAGAGCAACCUGAUUCUGGCAAAAAUACUGAACAGCCUCAUGCUCCCCCUUCCAAGACGCCGAAUUCAAACUCCAGGAAACGCCCUCCUCCAGGGCUCUCCAUCGUUCCACCGGCGGCCGAACGUUUUGCCAACGAACGCAUCAUCCAAUCUGCUCCCUUGAACCAGACAUUUACAGGCAGAGAUGCUCACCCUCCAUCGCGACAAGUGCAAAAUGGCACUUCCAAUAUGUCACAGACCUCACAUAUCCAUCACAUACCAGCAGUUCAGACAAAUAACCGGCUUCCUCCCAUAACAGAUGUUUUUGGAGCAAGCGAACUCAAUCCUGGUCCAGGGAGACCUAGCUUCUUACACGCCAACUCAACCCCGUCUCAUACCCAUGGUCCACCACUGCCCUCGCCAGGAUUUCCUCCCCAGACAGCCCAUCCCAUGUCACAACCCCAGGCGCCAUUGUUCGAUAGACCUCGAGAGUACAGAUCUGCCGAGGAAGCUGUGCAUGAGCUGACUGGUGGGCGCGAAGAUCUUCUGCCGAAAAUUGUCCACUACGGUGGCCACCAACCUCCAACUCCACCAUCGCCCCAUAUUGAACGAAGCGACAAUUUGACGCCGAACAAGUACCUACCGAUCGGUCACACCAACAGCCGCCGAAGAAGUCGGAACGAAUAUGAGGCUGGCUCUAGUCCUCCGCUGGGUCCUGGUCCAGAUCCGAUUCGCCAUAGUGGACCUUUUGGUGAAGGGAGAGAUAGCCCUGCGACACAAAAAGCCAAGAAGGAUGAGUUUUUGUCCUUGUGUGCGAGAGCCUGGGAUCUCUUCCACUCUUGAGCAUAUCAUGGAUUUCAAGAUCUUUUCGUGUUGGCACCGAUGAGCUGGUGUCACACAACUAGCGUACUCACGACCCUACUGCAAUCGUGCCUUCAUUAUGGCUGGGUCUCGUCUCUUUUCUCAAAUUGAUCAAUAUUGCAGCCCUGCCCAGGAUUUUGUUGACAGUCACGAUGGGAUGCUUUCGGAACGAGAAAUGUCUGGAGUUGUUGUUUGAGAGGGAUUAAUGGAUGCAAGGUCUGGACGAUCACCAGGCAUACCGAGUACUGGCUGGACUAGGACUGUUGUAAUAUCACACAGCGACUGUGGGGUUUAGUUUUUGGGCGACAAUAUGGUUGAACAGGAGCAUGUCGAGGGUCAAAUUGAUUCAGGAAUGGCUGCAUACUUAGCUUUCAAUGAAAGGUUACUCU
Exophiala mesophila is the source of this 2321-nucleotide messenger RNA. RefSeq lists its product as uncharacterized. The coding region runs from base 562 to 1914 and encodes 450 amino acids. NCBI's taxonomy places the organism in Eukaryota, Fungi, Ascomycota, Eurotiomycetes, Chaetothyriales, Herpotrichiellaceae. The transcript is spliced from 2 exons. The record is from RefSeq and is a predicted model, not a curated record.